Molecule: messenger RNA, 205 nt
Organism: Cetraspora pellucida
Lineage: Eukaryota; Fungi; Glomeromycota; Glomeromycetes; Diversisporales; Gigasporaceae
Source: the annotation of a GenBank genome assembly
AUGGCCGUCGAUGAGCACUACGCUUCUCGCUUUAUUUAUUUCUAUAAAGGAAAUAUUUUACAAGAUAUAUUAGAUAGUACGUACAUCACAGAACUAGGGUUCACGACUGACGUGAAAUCAGACAACAAAAUCACGGGUGUCUUACCUUACGUUGAUCCUGAAGUCUUACAAGGUCAAGAAUCACGCAAGCGGCAAAUAUCUACAG